AUGAUGCUUGACUCCAAAGCCUCUGAUCUUGACAAAGAAGAACGUCCUGAGGUACUCUCUUUAAUCCCACCAUAUGAAGGGAAAACGGUGCUGGAACUUGGAGCUGGCAUUGGUCGUUUCACUGGUGAAUUGGCUCAAAAGGCUGGUGAAGUUAUUGCCCUUGACUUCAUUGAAAGUGCCAUUAAGAAGAAUGAAAGUGACAAUGGGCAUUACAAGAACGUCAAGUUUAUGUGUGCUGAUGUGACAUCUCCAGACCUGAAAAUCGAAGAUGGAUCUGUCGACUUGAUUUUCUCAAACUGGUUGCUCAUGUAUCUGUCUGAUAAAGAGGUGGAACUUUUGGCAGAAAGAAUGCUUGGAUGGAUAAAGCCAGGAGGAUACAUUUUCUUCAGAGAAUCUUGCUUCCAUCAAUCUGGAGAUAGCAAGCGUAAAUCAAACCCCACUCACUACCGUGAACCAAGAUUCUAUACCAAGGUUUUCCAGGAAUGCCAGGCACGUGAUGCUUCUGGCAAAUCAUUUGAGCUCUCUAUGGUUGGUUGCAAAUGCAUUGGGGCGUAUGUGAAGAACAAGAAGAAUCAAAAUCAGAUAUGCUGGAUUUGGCAAAAAGUAAGCGUGGAGAAUGACAAGGACUUCCAGCGUUUCUUGGACAAUGUUCAAUACAAGUCCAAUGGGAUCUUGCGCUACGAGCGUGUCUUUGGGCAAGGAUAUGUGAGCACUGGUGGUUUUGAGACAACUAAAGAGUUUGUGGCGAAGAUGGAGCUCAAACCAGGACAGAAAGUCCUAGAUGUUGGUUGUGGUAUCGGUGGAGGUGACUUCUACAUGGCUGAGACUUUCGAUGUUCAUGUUGUUGGUAUCGAUCUAUCAGUCAACAUGAUCUCUUUCGCCUUGGAGCGUGCUAUUGGACUCAAAUGCUCAGUCGAGUUUGAAGUCGCUGAUUGCACCACAAAGACAUAUCCUGAUAACUCUUUUGACGUCAUUUACAGCCGACACUAUUCUCCACAUCCAAUAAUCAGCAUUUGUCUCUUCUUCUUUCAGGACAAGCCGGCUCUGUUCAAGAGGUUCUUCAAGUGGCUUAAACCAGGUGGGAGAGUUCUCAUCACCGACUAUUGCAAGAGUGCUGAAACUCCGUCUCCUGUAUUCGCUGAGUACAUUAAACAAAGAGGAUAUGAUCUCCAUGAUGUUCAAGCUUAUGGACAGAUGCUGAAAGAGGCAGGCUUUGAAGAUGUGAUCGCAGAGGACCGUACUGAUCAGUGA
This is a messenger RNA of Eruca vesicaria subsp. sativa (arugula), 1251 nucleotides long. Lineage: Eukaryota; Viridiplantae; Streptophyta; Magnoliopsida; Brassicales; Brassicaceae. The record is from the annotation of a GenBank genome assembly.